AUGCGCCAACUACGCCGUCGUCUCCUCCUCCUCUCGGCCUUACUAUUCAUCCUCUGCCAGCAAGUAGAAGCUGAUGAGUCCUCUACAACGCCCAUCAUCAUAUCGACCGCUACCAUCGCUACAACUAACAUCUCCAGGGUAACACUAUCCAGCGGCACCACCGUCACCGUCGUCCCGAGCAUCUUCUCCCAGCCGUUCCCAAUACUGCACGACAGUACUACUGGGAGAGUCAAGAGCGGCGUGAUCGGCUUGGGGACGCAGACGAAGCCUGUGGGUGUUGUCAAGACCGGUUACGCCUCGGUGGGCACCAGGAUACUAGGCCACCUUCCCAAAGCCCACCACCGUGCGAUCCAGCGCCGCCACCCCGAGACCAGAAUUCUCUGCGUCGUUGCCGACCUGAAGUCUAACAUGAGCUCCUCGGGAUUCGAACCGGACACACUAAUGGCGCUCAUUUACCACACCAUCACCAACCACCAUCACCAACCACCAUCACCAACCACCAUCACCACCACCACCAUCGCCAUCACCACCACCAUUAACGCUUGCAACACAUAA
Tricharina praecox is the source of this 555-nucleotide messenger RNA. RefSeq lists its product as uncharacterized. Gene Ontology annotation, biological process: fungal-type cell wall organization. Bases 1 to 555 code for a protein of 184 amino acids. The record is from RefSeq and is a predicted model, not a curated record. The transcript is spliced from 5 exons. NCBI's taxonomy places the organism in Eukaryota, Fungi, Ascomycota, Pezizomycetes, Pezizales, Pyronemataceae.